UCUUUCCUACUGAACUGGGAGAUCUUCUCGGCUGGCCAGCGAGUCGGUCGAUUUUGCCGAUUUAUCAACUAUUUGUACGAAUCUCCAGUUGUUUCGUGCCACUAUAGAGAGAGAGAGAGCGAAGUGAAGUGAAAAAACUCCCUUUGCGAACUCAUCUUGCAGGCGCUUUGCUUCCGCAGCCGCCAUGGCGUUCUCUUUUUCCUAUAGCUUCCCUUCCAAUGUGGGGGUUCACGAUUACAAGUUGAAGAACUUCAGCUCACAAAGCUACGACUUCUCGUCUUCGUCGUUCAUUUUGCACGGUGGAGAUCUUCUUCAACGGCCUGCUUUUCUCAGAACUGGAUCAAUUUCUGAGAGGAGAAGAGUGGAGCGAUCCCAUUCCAGCGUCUUCUCUCCUGUUAGAGGUGUUGUAAUAGACACGUCCGUGGAAAAAACUCAACUUCCAAAAGGUGAUACAUGGUCUGUUCAUAAAUUUGGUGGGACGUGUAUGGGCACCACCAAAACCAUUCAGAAUGUUGCAGAGAUAAUUAUCAAAGAUGAUUCAGAAAGGAAGCUUAUAGUUGUGUCUGCAAUGUCAAAGGUUACAGACAUGAUGUAUGAUCUGAUUUAUAAGGCACAGUCACGGGAUGAAUCCUACAUAUCUGCAUUGGAUGCUGUUUUGGAAAAGCACAGGCUAACAGCACUUGAGCUACUUGAUGGAGAUGAUGUUGCAACUUUCCUAUCGCGGUUGCAUCAUGACAUCAAUAAUCUCAAAGCCAUGCUUCGUGCAAUUUACAUAGCUGGUCAUGCAACAGAAUCUUUUUCAGAUUUUGUUGUAGGUCAUGGAGAGUUAUGGUCUGCUCAGAUGUUGUCAUUGCUAGUCAGAAAGUAUGGAAUGGAUUGCAAUUGGAUGGAUACAAGGGACGUUCUUAUUGUAAAUCCUACCAAUUCCAAUCAAGUUGACCCUGAUCUUCCGGAAUCUGGGAGAAGAAUUGAGAAAUGGUUCUCUGAAAAUCCUUCUAAGACAAUCAUUGCUACAGGCUUCAUAGCCAGUACACCCCAAAAUAUCCCUACAACUUUGAAGAGAGAUGGGAGUGACUUCUCUGCAGCUAUAAUGGGUGCUCUAUUAAGGGCUCGUCAAGUCACGAUAUGGACAGAUGUGGAUGGUGUAUAUAGUGCAGACCCCAGGAAAGUUAGUGAGGCUGUGAUAUUGGGAACCUUGUCCUAUCAGGAGGCAUGGGAAAUGUCAUAUUUUGGGGCUAAUGUUUUACAUCCCCGCACCAUCAUCCCCGUGAUGCGUGAUGGCAUUCCAAUUGUAAUAAGAAACAUAUUCAAUCUCUCUGCUCCUGGUACUGUAAUUUGCAGGCCUUCUUUAAAGGAAGAUGGAGAUGGGCAGAGGUUGGAGUCACUUGUCAAAGGGUUUGCCACAAUAGAUAACGUGGCCCUUGUAAAUGUUGAGGGUACUGGAAUGGCUGGUGUUCCCGGCACGGCUAGUGGCAUUUUUAGUGCUGUGAAAGAUGUGGGAGCUAAUGUUAUCAUGAUAUCCCAGGCAAGUAGUGAGCAUUCUGUGUGCUUUGCCGUCCCUGAGAAGGAAGUGAAAGCUGUUGCAGAGGCUUUACAGUCAAGAUUUCGUCAAGCAUUGGAUGCUGGGCGUCUUUCUAAGGUUGAAGUCAUUCCAAACUGUAGCAUUUUAGCAACAGUUGGUCAAAAAAUGGCAAGCACUCCUGGAGUUAGUGCUUCUGUUUUCAGUGCACUGGCAAAGGCUAAUAUAAAUGUACGGGCUAUAGCUCAGGGUUGCUCCGAAUACAAUAUUACAGUGGUACUAAAGCGCGAAGAUUGCAUAAGGGCUUUAAGAGCUGUCCACUCCAGAUUUUACCUGUCCAAAACCACAAUUGCAAUGGGUAUUAUUGGAUCAGGGCUGAUUGGUAGCACAUUACUUGACCAGCUAAGGGAUCAGGCAGCAGUCCUAAAAGAAGAAUUGAACAUUGAUUUGCGUGUUAUGGGAAUCACGGGAUCAAGGACAAUGAUUUUGAGUGACUCGGGAAUUGACUUAACGAGAUGGCGAGAGAUUCAGAAGAAGGGAGAAGUGGCUAACUUGGAGAAAUUUGUUCAACAUGUUCAUGGAAAUCAUUUCUUCCCUAACACUGUACUGGUAGAUUGUACAGCAGAUUCUAAUAUUGCAAGCCAUUACUAUGAGUGGUUGCGUAGAGGAAUUCAUGUUGUCACCCCGAACAAGAAAGCUAACUCAGGACCUCUAGACCAGUAUUUGAAGUUAAGAGCACUUCAGAGGCAAUCCUAUACUCAUUAUUUUUAUGAAGGGACUGUUGGAGCUGGUUUGCCAAUCAUGAGUACGUUACGAGGACUCCUAGAAACUGGUGACAAGAUUUUGUGUAUUGAAGGCAUUUUUAGUGGGACAUUGAGUUAUAUUUUCAACAACUUCUUAGCAACAAGGACAUACAGUGAGGUGGUAGCAGAAGCUAAACAAGCGGGUUAUACUGAGCCGGAUCCAAGAGAUGAUUUAUCUGGAACAGAUGUUGCCAGAAAGGUCAUAAUCCUUGCCAGAGAAUGUGGUUUAAAGUUAGAGCUUAGUGAUAUUCAGUUGGAAAGCCUCGUACCAGAACCAUUAAGAGGCAGUGCAUCAGCUGAAGAAUUCAUGCGGCAACUUCCCCAAUUCGACAAAGACAUGUCAAAGAAACAACAGGAUGCUGAGGCUGCAGGCGAAGUACUAAGAUAUGUCGGGGUGGUGGAUGUGAUCGAAGGAAAAGGGGUUGUAGAGUUGAGAAGAUACAAGAAAAGUCACCCUUUUGCACAACUUUCUGGGUCUGAUAACAUCAUUGCUUUCACAACAUCAAGAUACAAGACACAACCUCUUAUUGUCCGUGGGCCAGGAGCAGGGGCUCAAGUUACUGCAGCUGGUGUAUUCAGUGAUGUAUUGCGGCUCGCCUCUAAUCUUGGUGCUCCUUCAUAGAAUUGGAAAUUGAUGCAACUCUUGGUUGUUUUUAUAAUCUGUUUUUCUUUCUCUGAGGGCAGUCCCACAGCUUCAAUUUGCUUUUGGAAGUGCUAUGCAGUUGUAACACAACUGUCAUCAUGUUUAUCUUCUUUUUUUUUUUAAUGUUUUGUGAUAGCAGAUUUUGCAUUAUGUCUGUGAUCGAUAGGCCAAUAUAGGUAAUUCUAUUAUGUUUAUGAAAUUUUCUUAUAUCUCUAGAGUGAUGAUUGA
This is a messenger RNA of Telopea speciosissima, 3193 nucleotides long. Its product is annotated as bifunctional aspartokinase/homoserine dehydrogenase, chloroplastic-like. The record is from RefSeq and is a predicted model, not a curated record. The transcript is spliced from 20 exons. The coding region runs from base 185 to 2944 and encodes 919 amino acids. Lineage: Eukaryota; Viridiplantae; Streptophyta; Magnoliopsida; Proteales; Proteaceae. Gene Ontology annotation, biological process: L-homoserine biosynthetic process; aspartate family amino acid biosynthetic process. Gene Ontology annotation, molecular function: NADP binding; aspartate kinase activity; homoserine dehydrogenase activity.